Rotaria sp. Silwood2 is the source of this 705-nucleotide messenger RNA. NCBI's taxonomy places the organism in Eukaryota, Metazoa, Rotifera, Eurotatoria, Philodinida, Philodinidae. The record is from the annotation of a GenBank genome assembly.
AUGUCUGCCAGAAAACGUCAGAAAACAAUAGAAAAUAAAAUUGUAAGCACAAUUCCAAUGACAAAAUUUGAACAACUACCAAAUGAGUUGAUACUAAUGUGCUUUCAUUAUUUUGAUUUCUACCAUUUAUAUGAAAUUUUUUACUAUUUAAAUCAACGUUUUAAUGAAUUAAUUGAAUAUCAAACAAAAAUUCACAUUGAUUUAUCUCCAAUUCCAUCUAAAAAAAUGUUAAGAUUUUGUUUUCAAUUGAAUCAGUUAAUAACAGCAUCCAAAAAUUACCCAUUAUCAAUUGUAGCUAGUGAUGAACACAAAUUUAAUUUGAUAUUUGAUGAUUUAUUUAAAGAUCAAUUUUCUAAAUUAAAAUCAUUAACAUUAUCAGACAUAAAUGCUGCAACUAUAGAUGAUAUUAUAUUUGAUGAAACAACAAAAUUAUAUGAAAGAUUAGAACGAUUAAGUUUACUGGGUACGAUCAGCAGAGGAGAUGGAGGAAUAGUUGACACAGAACGUUUAUGUGUUGGUUUAAUAUCAUCAGAAAUGAAAUCAUUAAAGUAUUUGAAUUUAGAUUUUAAUCCACAUGAACCUGAUUGUGAAUAUUGUGGCCGUUUCAAAUCGUUCUAUUAUUUGUACUUUGAUGAAUCAAAAUUCUGGAGAGAAAAAUCAUUAAGUCAUUUAGAAACAAUUAUUAUUGGAAGUGAGUUAUUUUAA